This is a messenger RNA of Hibiscus syriacus, 3493 nucleotides long. Its product is annotated as phospholipase D beta 2-like. Gene Ontology annotation, biological process: phospholipid catabolic process. The transcript is spliced from 13 exons. Gene Ontology annotation, cellular component: plasma membrane. Bases 136 to 3378 code for a protein of 1080 amino acids. NCBI's taxonomy places the organism in Eukaryota, Viridiplantae, Streptophyta, Magnoliopsida, Malvales, Malvaceae. Gene Ontology annotation, molecular function: D-type glycerophospholipase activity. The record is from RefSeq and is a predicted model, not a curated record.
UUCUUCAGUAAAAAGCGGAAAAAUAAUACCCAUCCCAACAGAUUUUGCAAUGUGUAUGAAGAACAAAUUUUCGUUAUUUUUUCUGUUAUUCACUUGAUUUGAUUCCAUUGUAAAAGAAGAGUAAUUUGGCAAGAAAUGGAUAAUAACCCACACCAAAAUCCAUACCCUUAUCACCAUGUAUACCCUCCACAAAAUCAAGACCCAUAUGCGCAUCAGCAUCCGUAUCCUUCGUAUCCAUAUCCUUACAAUUCCCAAUACCCUUAUGCACCUCAUAUGUAUCUGCCCCCAGGUUACGCUCCUGGUUCAGCUCCCAUAGACUAUAGUCAUUCUCAUCCUCAUCCCGAACCAUUUCCUUAUCAAUAUGCGCACCCGGUUCCUCUAAAUCCUUCCCAACCUGCUCCCCAACAUCCUGCAACUUUCCACUAUGGUCCAUCGCCUUACCCUUACCAGCAUUCCUUAUCUGGUCAUUACCCGCCACCUGAAACUUGCCCGCAAUCUUCUGCCUCUUAUCAACAACCUGCGCAAUAUCCUCCUCCUAUAAGUAAUUCCGAGCUCCACUCAAGACGGAACAGCUUUUCUGGACAUAACAGGCAGGGUAGUAUAAGUUCCUUGGGAACAAAUAUGUGUAGUGCCCCACCUGUUGCUAUGGCUUAUCCACCUUUGGAUCAUCAAUCAAGUAAUAUGCAUUUGUCUGGUAAUCAUCCUUCUGCUCCUGCAUCACCCUCGGCACCUUCAGAGCUUCCAGCGGCUGCUGCUACUUCAACACCUGAGCUGGAUGGUUCACGUUAUGCAAGUAAAUCUAGAACCUGGGGAGGGCCUAGUUUAGGCCGAGCUGAUUCGGCUAAUCAACCUGCCUUUCAAUGCAACAAUUCACAGAAUGGCGACAGUAUGCAGAUUGUACCUUUCCAUACAGGUUCAUUGAGAGUUUUGCUUCUACAUGGAAAUUUAGAUAUGUGGGUUUUUGAGGCAAAAAAUCUUCCCAACAUGGAUAUGUUCCAUAAGACUUUAGGCGAUAUGUUUGGGAACUUUUCUUCAAAUAUUUCCAAAAGUUUUGCAGGAAAAAGGGACGGGAAGAAUACAAGUGAUCCUUAUGUCACAAUCGCCAUUUCUGGUGCCGUUAUAGGAAGGACAUAUGUGAUCAACAAUGAUGAAAACCCUGUCUGGAUGCAAAAUUUCAAUGUUCCUGUUGCACAUCAUGCUGCUGAAGUGCAAUUUGUUGUUAAAGACAGUGAUGUAGUGGGGUCAGAAAUUAUAGGAGUUGUAUCGAUUCCAAUUGAGCAGAUAUACUCGAUGCAAAAGAUAGAGGGAAGCUAUCAAAUUCUGAAUGAUAACGGAAAGCCCUGUAAGCCUGGAGCCGUCUUAAGAUUAUCAAUUCAGUACACACCAAUGGAGAAUUUGAGCAUCUAUCAUCAUGGUGUUGGAGCAGGUCCUAAUUAUGUGGGAGUUCCUGGCACAUAUUUUCCUCUUCGGAAGGGGGUAAAAGUGACUCUUUAUCAAGAUGCCCAUGUGCCAGAUGGGAUUCUUCCAACCAUAAAACUUGACCAUGGGAUGACCUAUGUGCACGGAAAGUGCUGGCAUGACAUAUUUGAUGCUAUCCGUCAAGCAAGGCGCUUGAUUUACAUUACGGGGUGGUCAGUUUGGCAUAAAGUUAGGCUGGUACGCGAUGAUGGUCCUGUUUCAGAUUGCUCUUUGGGGGAUAUUCUUAGGUCGAAGUCACAGGAAGGAGUUAGAGUGCUCCUUCAGCUAUGGGAUGAUCCUACUUCGAGAAGCAUCUUGGGAUACAAAAUGGAUGGAAUAAUGGCAACCCAUGAUGAGGAAACACGUAGUUUCUUCAAAAACUCUUCAGUGCAUGUGUUACUUUGUCCUCGUGUGGCUGGAAAAAAACAUAGUUGGGUCAAGCAAAAGGAAGUUGGAACAAUUUAUACACACCAUCAGAAAACUGUUAUUGUGGAUGUUGAUGCUGGGAGAAACUAUAGAAAAAUUAUUGCUUUUGUUGGUGGCCUUGACUUAUGUGAUGGAAGAUAUGAUGAUCCACAUCAUCCUCUAUUUAGGUCACUGCAAACAUUACAUAAGGGUGAUUAUCAUAAUCCAACUUAUACGAAUUCUACAGAAGGUUGUCCAAGAGAAGCUUGGCAUGAUAUGCACAGUAAAAUUGAUGGCCCAGCUGCAUAUGAUGUUCUGGUCAACUUUGAGGAACGGUGGUUGAAGUCAGCCAAGCCUCAUGGACUUAAAAAGUUGAAGAAACCCUUUGAUGAUGCUUUGCUGAGGAUAGAAAGAAUUCCAGACAUUUUGGGAGUUACUGAUUUUACAGAUUCUGAGAGUGAUCCUGAAGGUUGGCAUGUUCAGAUUUUUCGUUCAAUUGAUUCAAAUUCUGUUAAAGGCUUCCCAAAGGAUCCAAAAAAUGCAACAAGCAAGAAUUUGGUGUGCGGUAAGAAUGUCCUUAUUGAUAUGAGCAUACACACAGCAUAUGUGAAGGCCAUUCGCUCUGCCCAGCAUUUCAUUUAUAUAGAGAAUCAGUAUUUCCUUGGAUCUUCCUUCAAUUGGAGCUCUUAUAAAGAUUUGGGUGCUGACAACUUAAUUCCCAUGGAAAUUGCUCUUAAGAUUGCCAGAAAAAUUAAAGCAAAUCAGAGGUUUGCUGCUUAUAUUGUCAUGCCAAUGUGGCCAGAGGGUGUUCCAACAGGAUCUGCCACUCAAAGGAUUUUAUAUUGGCAGCUCAAAACUAGGGAAAUGAUGUACGAGACUAUUUACAGGGCUUUGGUGGAGGUUGGAGUUGAUGGCAUUUACUCGCCAGAGGACUAUUUGAAUUUUUUCUGUCUCGCCAAUCGCGAGAACGAUGGAUAUCAACCUCCAGGCAAUGAAAGUCCUAGGUCCAUAAACACUCCCGAGUCUCUAAGCCGGAAAAGUCGAAGAUUUAUGAUCUACGUCCAUUCAAAAGGUAUGAUCGUCGAUGAUGAGUACAUAAUAGUAGGGUCUGCUAACAUCAAUCAACGCUCCAUGGAGGGUACCAGAGACACCGAGAUCGCAAUGGGAGCUUACCAACCUCAAUAUACUUGGGCAGCGAAACAUUCUAGUCCACUCGGACAGAUCCAUGGGUAUAGGAUGUCACUUUGGGCAGAACAUACCGGGGUCGUCGAGGACUGCUUCACUCAACCAGAGAGCAUCGACUGUGUAAGACGGAUUGUUCAAAUGGGUAAGCUGAACUGGAAUCAAUUUGCAUCGGAGGAAGUGACGGAGAUGAGAGGGCACUUGGUGAAGUACCCCGAGGAAGUGGAUGCCAAGGGCAAGAUCAGGCCCCUUCCAGGAUGUGAAACUUUCCCCGAUGUUGGGGGAAACAUUUGCGGCUCAUUUCUUGCCAUACAAGAAAACCUUACAAUUUAACCUAACAUGCUACCACUACAUACAAUACGAUUCAAAUACAAUUUUGACAGUGUAGAUGAAAUAUAUACAUAUAUUAUAGUUUUAAAAUCCCAUUUUAUUGUAUAGAUUUUUUUUA